Hyaloperonospora brassicae is the source of this 1074-nucleotide messenger RNA. The record is from the annotation of a GenBank genome assembly. NCBI's taxonomy places the organism in Eukaryota, Oomycota, Peronosporomycetes, Peronosporales, Peronosporaceae.
AUGUCCCGUGACGGAGACUACGCCGCCUCGCAGGACGACGACGACGCGCCGCCGCUCCGGAGCUUUGGGGAUCACGCGAUGGGCGACGCGGAGCCGAUGUCGGCCGCGUCGUCGGCGCUGAACUUGAGCCACGCGGCGGUGCUCGACGUGGUCCAAGAGGGUCGACACGUGAUGGCCGCCUUCUUGCGCGCCACGCAGUGCUACGACGUGAUCAAGAACAGCGGCAAAGUCGUGGUCUUUGACGUGCAGAUCCCCAUCAAUCUCGCGUUCUUCGCACUGGUGGAGCACGAUAUCAAGUCGGUGCCGAUUUGGGACGCCGAGCAGGGCAAGUUCGUGGGCAUGUUCACGGCCACGGACUUUGUGAAUAUUUUGCGCCACUUUUACAUUCGUGGAUCGCCUAUGAACGAGCUCGCAGAGCACAGCAUUGCCUCGUGGCGAGCUAUUCCACGGUCGCUGUCGAUGGCACCAACUAGGGACGAGAUGGUGUCAAUCACGCCCGAGGACAAUCUCUACGAUGUAUGCAGGAUUCUUCGUGACAAUAGGCUUCAUAGACUUCCCGUAGUAGAUCCAACUCAAAACUCGGUCUUGUCUGUCAUCACGCACAGCGGGAUCUUGGAAUACCUGGUGGCCACUUUCCGCGAGCAGCGUCGACUGUUCGACCAACCCAUCUUCGAUUUAGGCAUCGGCGUCUACAAUGGCUUUGUGACUGUUCCUGAAGACAUGCCGCUUAUCCGCGUGCUGCACACUCUGAUCGAGCGAAGGGUCUCUGCUGUGCCGAUCAUCGACCCGAGUGGAGUUGUUGUGAAUAUUUAUUGCGUAUCGAACGUCACGGAGUUAGUGAAGGACCGGUCACUCACUCAGCUAGACAUGCCUGUGGGAGAGAUUCUCCGGAUUCAAGCGGCUGAGGGCAACGUUGGAGAAGGCUUGCAUCUAUGUUACAAGACGGACACACUGCAUAUGAUGUUCGAGCGGUUCGCGGCCUGCAAGGCGCAUCGAUUCGUGUGCGUGGACGAGUAUUCACGGUGCGUGGGUCUCGUAUCCCUCAGCGAUUUGUUUAAUUAUUUCCUCGAGUAG